Molecule: messenger RNA, 900 nt
Organism: Ectocarpus siliculosus
Lineage: Eukaryota; Phaeophyceae; Ectocarpales; Ectocarpaceae
Source: the annotation of a GenBank genome assembly
AUGAAAAUGUGCGCGGCCGACGACGACAACCCCAUCCUGAUCCGGCUCGCGUGGCACGACGCCGGAACGUUCAACAAGGACAGCGCGGAGCCGUGGCCGAGGUGCGGCGGCGCGAACGGCAGCAUCAGGUUCGAGCCCGAGAUCAACCACGAAGCCAACCUUGGCCUGGUGUUCGGCCUGAAGCUUCUGCAGCCCCUCAAGGACAAAUACCCGGAGGUGGGCUGGGCGGACCUCAUCCAGCUCGCGUCGGCGACGGCGGUUGAGGAGGCCGGCGGACCUGUGAUCGACAUGAGGUACGGGCGAAAGGAUGCCGCGACGCCGAAGGACUGUGUAGACGAGGGCAACCUCCCCGCAGGGGACGCUCCUUUCCCUGACGCGGACACGCCGCAGAAUGCCCGGCACGGGUUCUUUCGUAGCCUGAGUUGGAUGCUUCUACUUCCGGUCGACACCAUGGAGACGGCGCACCUCCGGAACGUGUUCUACCGGAUGGGCUUCGGCGAUGAGGGCAUCGUUGCUCUGUCCGGCGCCCACACCCUCGGGCGGGCCGGCCAGCUGAACGCCGAAGGCGACUGGUCGCCGUGCACCAAGUUCACGGCCGCCGGCGUAUGCCCCAGGGGGGGCGACGCACCAAGUAAGGGAAACCCCGGGGGAAGCUCCUGGACACGGAACUGGAUGAAGUUCGACAACAGCUACUUCGCGACCGUGCCGGAUGGAGAGGGCGGCUCGGAGCUAUUCAAGCUGGAAACCGACAAAUGCCUGUUCGUGGACAAGGGCUUCCUGCCCUUCGCGCAGAAGUACAAGGAGAGCCAGGAGGCCUUCUUCGAGGACUACAAGAAGGCCCACAAGAUGUUGUCGGAGCUCGGUGCCGUGUGGGAGCCAGAGGGCGGCUUCGCCAUCUAA